AUGUAUGAUUUUGCUGUGAUACAUGUACCUAUUGUAAAUUGUGAAAAAUGUCUUCCAGCUGAAACCUCUACAGACUCAUCUCAUAUAUCUUCAAUUCACCUUCCAAACCCUUCUACUCUUCCAUUAGAAUUUCAUCGUUACAUUCUUGAAGAAAUAUUAUCUGAAGACGGAUUACUUAUUUUAAGUCGCGGAUUGGGUUUACGUAGAAUAAUAUGUGCAUUGAUAAGGAUUUAUUCGGAUAGAGGAUCUUUAGUAAUAUUAUUGAAUGCUAAUGGACAUGAAUUAAGUUGUAUUAAAGAAGAAAUUGCUGAAGGUGGGGUUAAAAAACCAGGACUUAGAGUUGUUAAUAAUGAAUCUAACGCUAAAGAAAGAUCCGAAUUAUACGUUUCUGGUGGCAUAUUGUCUAUAACUUCAAGAAUACUUAUAAUUGACCUUUUACAAAAACGUAUACCAACUUAUCUUAUAACGGGAAUUUUAAUUAUGCAUGCCGAAAGGGUAAAUGAAACUUCAACUGAAGCAUUUAUCCUGAGAAUAUUUAAAGAAGAAAAUAAGGAAGGGUUUGUUAAAGCAUUUUCAGAUUCACCUGAAUCAUUUAUUUCUUCAGGAUUAUCACCUUUACAAACUACAUUACAAUUACUUCAAUUACGUAAAGUUUACUUGUAUCCGAGAUUCCAUGUGAUUAUAAGAAAUUGUUUAGAACAACAUAAAGCUGAUGUAAUAGAAUUACAUCAAUCUUUAAGUCCAUCAAUGAAUGAGAUACAAGCGGCUAUUACUGAAUGUAUUGAAGCUUGUUUAAGCGAAAUAAAAAAAGUAAAUGGAAAUUGGUUAGAUGUUGAUGAUUUAACGGUGGAAAAUUCAUUUUUUAGAUCCUUUGAUGUUAUAUUGAGACAACAAUUAGAACCUUUUUGGCAUCGUGUUAGCUCGAAAACGAAAUUAUUGGUUAAUGAUUUAACAACCUUGAGAAAAUUACUCGGGUACUUGGUCGGUUAUGAUUGUGUAUCAUUCAAUAGUUUUUUAGAGACUAUUAUUACAAGUCAAACUCCUACUUCUGCUUUAUCUCAUCAACAACAAUCUCCUUGGUUGUCUCUGGACGCUGGAAAUACAAUAUUUAGUGCAGCAAGAAGACGAGUAUUUAUUCAUGCUCCAUCGUCAGAAUUCCCACCAGGAAUACAACCUAUAUUAGAAGAACUUCCAAAAUGGAACUUAUUAGCGGAAACAUUACAAGAAAUUGAAUCAGAUAUAAUAAAUCACAAUAAAAUCAUUUCUACAGAAGGAAAAGCUAAUAAUAAUACUGUAUUAAUCAUGGUAGAAAAUGAAAGAGAAUGUUCACAAUUAAGAGAAUAUUUAUCAACAAUGCACAUAGCAGAACAACAAGGGUUAAGUAAAGGUGGCUUUAUGUUGAGAAGGUUGCUAAAAAAUUAUUUUAGGUGGAAAAGUGGAUUGAGUAAAGUUAGUAAUAAAAUGUUUAUUGAAAGUAAUAAGGAAUCUGGUGGUGGAAGAAAUAUUAACAGUGGGAAAGGAAAUGAACAACCAAAAAGAGGGAUAUUCCAACGUGGUCAACAGCCAUCUAAUAAAAGAAGACGUGUACGCGGUGGAUCAAGUACUGCUACUUUAUCAACUAAUACUACUAGAAAUACAAAUGUUAAAACACUUGAAGAAGAAGCUCAAGAAAUAGCAAAUUUUAUAAACUCAAACCCAACCAUAUCAGAAACAAGUUCUGCUGCGGCUCCUAUGGCAGUAGCUGGCUCAUUGAAAGACAAUGCUUUGACGACACACCAUAGCUCUUAUUAUGAUGAUGAAUUUGAUCCUAAAUAUAUUAUCAUUUAUCAUCCUGAUCAAGCUUUUAUUAGAAGAGUUGAGGUAUAUCGGACUCUACAUCCUGAUAUACCGUGUUUAGUAUAUUUUAUGAUGUAUGAAAAUUCUAUUGAAGAACAAAAAUAUUUAAGUGUAAUACGUAGAGAAAAAGAAGCGUUUGAAAAAUUAAUUAAAGAAAAAAGUAUUAUGGCUAUACCUUUGGGAAGACCUCUGAGAGUAUUUAAUAGUCAAUCUGACGUACCUUCGAAUGUUAAUACACGUAUAGCGGGUGGUAAAAUUAUACAAGAAGUUAAAGAACCAUCAAAGAUUGUAAUUGAUGUAAGAGAAUUUCGUAGUUCAUUACCAUCACUAUUGCACCAAUCAGGAAUCGAAAUAUUACCAUGUACUUUAACAAUUGGCGAUUAUAUUUUAUCACCUAAUUUUUGUGUUGAACGUAAAUCAAUUUCUGAUCUAUUUGGAAGCUUUAAUUCAGGAAGAUUGUAUACGCAAUGUGAGGCUAUGUGUAUACAUUAUAAGCAGCCCAUAUUGUUAAUUGAAUUCGAUAAGAAUCAAUCAUUUACAUUACAGUCUAUAAAUGAAAUCAAAUCAGAUAUAGGUAUGAAUGAUAUAUCAUCAAAAUUGGUAUUAUUAACAAUAACCUUUCCAAGACUGAAAAUUAUUUGGUCAAGUAAUCCUAUUGCCACCGUCGAAAUAUUUCAAGAUCUUAAAAAAUUGGAAGAAGAACCUAAUUUAGAAAUAGCGCAAAUGGUUGGGUUGGAUGGCGGUGAAACCGAUGAUCAUACAAUUGAAAGCGAUUACAACGUAGCUCCACAGGAAUUCUUGAGAUCAUUACCUGGAGUUACGACAAAUAAUUAUAGAUAUAUAAUGUCAAAAUUAAAAAAUUUAAAAGAAUUAGGUCAAAUAUCUAAAGAUGAAUUACAAAAUAUGAUUGGUAAUGAUCUUGGAAACAAAUUAUUUGAAUUCCUUAAUAAAGAUGUUAAGGAAGAGGAGGAAUGA
Molecule: messenger RNA, 2811 nt
Organism: Funneliformis mosseae
Lineage: Eukaryota; Fungi; Glomeromycota; Glomeromycetes; Glomerales; Glomeraceae
Source: the annotation of a GenBank genome assembly